Messenger RNA from Solanum dulcamara, 707 nucleotides. RefSeq lists its product as uncharacterized. The transcript has 2 exons. Gene Ontology annotation, molecular function: dynein light intermediate chain binding; dynein intermediate chain binding. The record is from RefSeq and is a predicted model, not a curated record. Bases 182 to 529 code for a protein of 115 amino acids. Gene Ontology annotation, cellular component: dynein complex. Lineage: Eukaryota; Viridiplantae; Streptophyta; Magnoliopsida; Solanales; Solanaceae. Gene Ontology annotation, biological process: microtubule-based process.
CCUCAUCUAUGUGCUCUUUUAUCCUUAUAUAUAAUCUAAUAAAAAAGAGAAAAAGAGAUAAACACAAAAAGGGAAAGGGGGGAAAAGAAAGACAAAUAAAAAAGGGACCAAAUUUCACAUCCUCUAGCUUCUUCUUUUUUUUUUUUGAAAAAAUAUUGUAAUUUUUUUUAAAAUUUUCAAGAUGUUGGAAGGGAAAGCAGUAAUUGGAGACACAGAUAUGUUGGCAGCCAUGCAACAAGAUGCAUUAGAUUUGGCUGCAAAGGCACUUGACUUCUUUGAUGUCACUGAGGCCACUGAAAUUGCCCGCUUCCUUAAAAAGGAAUUUGAUACGAUGUAUGGACCAGGUUGGCAAUGCAUAGUAGGGACAGACUUUGGUUCAUUUGUAACACAUUGCUAUGGUUGUUUCAUCCAUUUCUACAUUGGUAGCCUUGCUAUUUUGCUCUUCAAGGGCUCUGCUGCCCUACAGGAUCCUAAAGCUGAGGCUGAGGCUGAGGCUGACCGGUUCUCCGCUCUCCAGGAAAUAGCGUGAAGUCACUCUUCAUUUUACGCGCAACUAGUCCAAUGUACAUUAUCACAUCGAAAAUAUGCAAAAUAAAAAAAAAUAUUAGGAAAUUCCAAAGAUUUAAUUUCACAUUUGUUUUCUCGUUUGUAUCUUCAUGUAUAUGAGUUAUAUAUGUCAAUUCGAUCUUUGUCAUCAAUUUGAUUUU